Molecule: messenger RNA, 750 nt
Organism: Parnassius apollo (apollo)
Lineage: Eukaryota; Metazoa; Arthropoda; Insecta; Lepidoptera; Papilionidae
Source: the annotation of a GenBank genome assembly
AUGGCUUCCCGGAGUGAAGAAGAGAGAAUUAGUAGAUGGCUGGAGGAAGAAGACUCCGAUCCUAGUGAUAUAGCAGAGAGUGACCCUGAAGAUCGAUUGUUAGAAGAGGAAUGGUUGGAAGAAUCCCAGCACGAUACGGACACGGAACAGGAAGGAAAUAGCACAGAGUCCGACCUGGAACGAGGUAUGAUUACCACCCAUGAAUCCGAUUUAGAUUCCGAUGAUAUACCCCUAAGUUCACUUAGAGACCAAUAUUAUACGUCCAAAAAUGGUACUAAAUGGAGGAAAACGCCUUAUCCUGUCACAAGAACACGUACUUGUAAUAUUCUUACGGAACGAGCAGGGCCUAAAGACGCAGCCAAAAAUGCGAAGUCCGAGCUAGAAUGUUUUGGACUGUAUUUUGAUCAAUCUAUUAUAGAGAUCUUAGUAAACUCCACUAACAUCUAUAUUGAGCACGUAAAAUCCAAAUUUUAUAGAGACAGAGAUGCUAAAUUGACAGAUAUUUUAGAGAUUAAAGCAUUCCUUGGCAUGCUCUUUGUGAUGGGUGUCCAUAAAUCCGGAAGACGGAACUUGGAGGAUUUUUGGAAUACGAACCGAGGUACAGGUACCGAAUUAAUUUAUCUCGUCAUGUCACUAAAAAGAUUUAGAUUCCUGCUACGAACAAUACGAUUCGACAAUAUAAGAGACAGAGACUACAGGAGAGAUUGGAAAUAUGCUGAAAACACAAACGAAAAUUGGAUUUUACAGUAA